AUGGCAACCCAAGGCCCCCAAGCCCUUCCUCCAACAAUAGUGCACAGCACCACCUCAAUCACCCAGGCCCAGGCCCACGAGUUUCUAGCAGCCUACCUAGACCGUGCAGGCACAGACCCGUCCCUGCAACCAAACGCCAGCAUCAGCGAGCACGGCCCCGUCUCGCGCACAACCGCCGCAGCACCGAAUUUGAUCCUGCACAACCUGAAGCGUGUGCAGGCCGGUCUGGCCGGCGAACUUCUCGGUCGUGACUUGACGGUCGCUAAACAGAAUCCCGGCGAGGAUUACCUGGAUGUUGCGGCUGGUGCUGUGAAGAACCAGGAGGAGCAGGAGGAGGAUGGGGACUUCGUGAUGGAUGACGCUGAGUUUGGGGGUGAGGAUGCGGCGUUUGCGGAUCAGGAGGACGGGCUUGAUAAGGAGGCGCGCAAGCGCAAGAAGAAGGAGAGACGGCAAGCGGAGAAGAAGGCGGCUAAUGCUAAGGCUAAAGCUGAAGCUGAGGCUGAGGCUGAAAACUCGGAUUAG
Penicillium soppii is the source of this 522-nucleotide messenger RNA. RefSeq lists its product as uncharacterized. The record is from RefSeq and is a predicted model, not a curated record. The transcript has a single exon. The coding region runs from base 1 to 522 and encodes 173 amino acids. Lineage: Eukaryota; Fungi; Ascomycota; Eurotiomycetes; Eurotiales; Aspergillaceae.